CAUGAAGCAUCUGUGUAACAUGAAUGUUGUAUUGUAUAGAGAGAUGUUUCAAUAACUUGACUCGUCAAUUCUAGGUUAUCUGCGCGUACCCAUACUGCGCAAAGAUCGAGGGAAGUCUUGCUUGACACUCAUAGCUAUGUAGUGAAGCACCCUAUCCGGUCAUCUGCGUCUUUGCCAGCUGACUUUUAAGACGUUCCAUCUUUAGUUAGCUGUCUACUGCUCAAUUCGAUUGUAUUUAGUCUGAAAAAUUACUUUUUAAAUAAUGGCGGACAUAGAAAAACCAACUGGUCUGGACUGGGUCAAAUUGCGCGAAGAUAUGGGCGAGGUUAUUGACAGAGAAAGCGGUUUUGACAAAUUUAUCAGAAAAUCAAAAGAAAAUCCACUGGUCCCAAUUGGUACGCUCUUUACUGUGGGUGCUCUGACCUACGGCCUGGCCAGUUUUGUUAAAGGUGAUUCGCAACGUCAACAAAAAUUCAUGAGACUUCGUGUGGCUGGACAGAUGUUUACAGUUGUCGCCGCUGUGGGAGGUAUCCUAUAUUCGAUGCCACCUGGCAAAAGGUCCUGGAAAGAUCUCAUCGAAAAAGGCGACCCAAAAGCACAGCUUGCUGCUCAACAAAAUGCCAAGUAAUCACGAGAUAAAUUCGAUGACUUUUGUACACUAGCGACGAUCUUGAGCUCAAUGUUGACGCGCCUAUGAUAGGCGUCUUAUUAUUUCUAUAGCUAACAUAGGGUGCGCAAAUUUUAUUAUACCAAAGUUUUAACUGCACUUUUUUUCUGACGCAGCAUCAAGCAUUGUAUACUCAAUUUAUUGAUUUUGUAGAUACAGUUUUGUAUAUGUAAAUACCGAUCGGUUCUCAUAGAAAAAUAUGUAUGUUCUUAUAAUAAAAAAUUAUUUUUACAAAGUGAAA
This is a messenger RNA of Trichogramma pretiosum, 908 nucleotides long. RefSeq names its product HIG1 domain family member 2A, mitochondrial. The coding region runs from base 263 to 628 and encodes 121 amino acids. NCBI's taxonomy places the organism in Eukaryota, Metazoa, Arthropoda, Insecta, Hymenoptera, Trichogrammatidae. Gene Ontology annotation, cellular component: mitochondrion. The transcript is spliced from 2 exons. Gene Ontology annotation, biological process: mitochondrial respirasome assembly. The record is from RefSeq and is a predicted model, not a curated record.